GACAGCACUUCACAAUUUGUCAGUGAAAAAUGAUCCGUAUCAUCUGUAUCAACCUCUAAACAAAUAAAUAUUUCAUACAAUUUCGUCAGAAUUGUAAUAGAAAUCGGUAUCUAGGUGAUUCAUAAGCGUCAGCACUUUUUACUACUACAUAUUUUAAAUCAAUAGUAUGCUAUGUUAUAAGAUAAAGCGCUUUUGAUAUGAGGCGCGCAUUCACCGAAAUCAGUGCGCGUUUACAUACGGCCGGCAUGAAACUCUUCACGGAUUUCAAGGAGUGGAGGUUUGAGGAUCCGCCUAGCUAUGCAGAGUUACCGAUAGACGAUAAUCCAGAAUAUAUGGUGCCGGUUGCGGUGAAAAAUGCCGUAUUUUCUAAGGUGCCUCCUGAACCAAUGGUUGGUAACACAUUGCUGGUAUGUUCAUCUCACGAUGCGCUCACAGACCUCCUAGAAUUGGAUCCAAUAGUGGCUGAAAGUGAGGAGUUCCUUAAUUUUAUGAAUGGAAAAUACUUACCCAAUGGCAGUUUGACUGUUUCACACAGAUAUGGAGGGUAUCAAUUUGGCUAUUGGGCUGACCAGCUUGGAGACGGCAGAGCUCAUAUCCUUGGUGAAUAUAAAAAUAGCAAAGGUGAGCUAUGGCAGGUGCAGCUGAAAGGCUCAGGGUUGACCCCAUACUCACGGUUUGGGGAUGGCCGGGCUGUCUUGCGUUCAAGUAUCAGGGAGAUGAUUGGAUCAGAGGCCGCGUAUUAUCUAGGCAUACCGACCACGCGGGCCGCCGCUAUUGUUGUAAGCGAUGAGCACAAAGUGUUACGUGACAAAUCCUACUGCGGUCGGAUGGGGCCGGAACGCACCGCCAUCGUAGCCCGGCUGGCGCCCGCCUGGUACCGGCUCGGCUCCUUCGAGAUACUGCACAAGAGGAAAGAGCCAGAACUGAUGAAGAAGUUAAUGGACCAUAUUAUCAAGCAUCACUUCCCAGAGAUCGACGCGUUGGAUGAAGGAGAUAAAUACGUGAAGUUCUUCUCCGAAGUGGCGCACAGGAAUCUCGACAUGGUCGCUACGUGGCAAGGAUUUGGCUUCGUACACGGCGUGUUGAACACAGAUAACAUAAGCGUGUUCGGGCUGACCAUAGACUACGGCCCGUACGGGUUCAUGGAUCGCUUCUCGACGUACUACGUGCCGAACACUUCCGACGACUUGGGUCGGUACGCUUAUAACAAGCAACCUGAUAUAGUUCUGUGGAAUUUAGGGAAGUUCUUCGAAGCGAUAAGCCCAAUUUUAACAGAAGAUCAGAUACAGAGAAUAAAUGAAAUACAAAGCACUUUGAAAGAAUACGUCACCACCAAAAUUUUAAAAACCCACCUGAUGAAGUUUGGUCUUUCCGAGGUACGGGAAGGCGAUGACAAGUUCGUGGAGGAGUUCCAUUCAAUGCUGGAACGCACCAUGGCCGACUACACCACCACCUUCAGGCAACUCGCCGAGGUAGAACCAUCCGCCAUGACUGAUGCUGCGGCUUUGGAUUCGAAAUGGUCGCUGAAGAAAUUACCGGAAUCGUCGAACUGGACAGAGUGGGUGAAGAAAUAUACCGCCAGGCUAGAAGAGGAACAUGUGACAGAAGAAAUAAGGAUCAAGCGAAUGUCGAAAGUGAACCCUGUGUAUGUGCCCAGGAACUGGAUGAUGCAGGAAGCUAUUACGGAGGCGGAUGAACUAAGCUUUACUAAGGUCAGAUUCCUAAUGGAGCUCUUAAAGAAGCCUUACGAAGUUAACGAGGAGGCUGAGAAGCUGGGAUAUUCGUCAGAACCUCCGUCUUGGUCGUACGGAAUCAAGAUCAGUUGCUCUAGUUAAAUUGUAUAUUCUUUAAUUGUAUACUGUGUUAUUGGUUAUGGAGUUAUGCAGGGGUUAAUCUUGAUGUUGUAGUGUAUUUAAAUCUUGUAGAAAAAAUGUAAAUCUAUCUAUUUAUCAAUGUUUGUUUUUGUUAUAAUUAAUGUAACUACUUUUUCUGCUAUUACACGAGUUGUAAUUGUGUAGGUUGUGAAAGCAAGGAAUGAAUGAAUGAAUGUAGGCUCCAAAAGUAGUUAUUUAGUAAGAAGAUACAUAUUGUUUUACAUUUUUAGUAUAAGGUUGAUGACUAAGUUUAUGUUGUAAUAAUGAAAAAUUAUGAAUUUAAUUAAAAGUGGCUAAUUUUGGUGGUAUCAGAGCUGAUUUAGCGAGCGUAACGUGUGAUUUAGUACAUAAGAUAUUAUAAUCGUCGUAAUUUUUGUUAUAUUAUUUUUACACAUUUUAUUUUUAUAUGAAUAAAUUUUUAUUUCUACU
Messenger RNA from Manduca sexta (tobacco hornworm), 2303 nucleotides. RefSeq names its product protein adenylyltransferase SelO. Bases 198 to 1835 code for a protein of 545 amino acids. NCBI's taxonomy places the organism in Eukaryota, Metazoa, Arthropoda, Insecta, Lepidoptera, Sphingidae. The record is from RefSeq and is a predicted model, not a curated record. The transcript is spliced from 12 exons.